Messenger RNA from Salvelinus sp. IW2-2015, 2543 nucleotides. Lineage: Eukaryota; Metazoa; Chordata; Actinopteri; Salmoniformes; Salmonidae. The record is from RefSeq and is a predicted model, not a curated record.
UUCUGAGCAAUGGAAUCUCUAUUCGGUGGUGAGCUGAGGCUACUGGGAGGUGGCGAGGGCUUGAAGGAGGACAGCUGUGGCGACGUGGGCUGGUCCUCCUCAUCCCUCCCUGAUGAUAUGUACUCCGUCUCCCACUACGCCCUCAUCACCGCCUACCAGGACAUCAAGACACGGCUCGCGGGCCUGGAGAGAGAGAACAGUGGCAUCAAGAGGAAGCUCAAGAUCUACGAGAUCAAGUUCCCUAUGAUCAGUGAGUUUGGGGAGGACAGGAACUCCUACUGCAGCUUUGAGUCCAAGGAGACAAAUCUACUGCAGUCAGAGAACGGCAACCUGCAGCAGAAAGUCAGCACCCUCACCCACGAGCUCCAGAAGAGGAAAGAGCGCCAGGAGCAGCUGGAGGAUGUGAUCCAGGCCUAUGAGAAGAUCCACAUGGAGAAGAACAACCUCCAGAGAGACCUGGACAAAAUGACCAGUCUAGUGGAGAAGCACGUGGAGCAUAUCGUGGAUCUGGAGUCUGCUCUGAGACAGAGAGGCAACUCGCUACAGAAGCUCAACACCCAGCUACACAGCAAGGACAUCCAAUACCUGCAGCUACACAGCCCAGACAAUCACAUGCUAGACUGUCCUGCGCUGACCAUGCAGAGCUCUCGUAGUCUAGACACUCUGUCAGACCUGAAGCUGCAGCGUCUGGAGGCGGAGCUAGAGAGGGCGCGGCAUGAGGCCGAGCGGGCGUGUCAGAGGGAAGAGGAAGUGAAGGCCGAGUGUGAGAGACUGCAGGAGGAGCUGAGACAGAUCCAGAACAACCACAUAGGGAGGGAAAUGACUUCGCCGUGUGAGCAGUGUGAUGUGGAGUGGAUAAAGAAGGUGGGAGAUGAGCAGGUGAAUUUGGCGCUAGCCUACACAGAGCUAACUGAGGAGUUGGGACGUCUCCAGGCUCUGAGCUCCAAACAAAAAGAGAUCUUGAGGAUGGUCUCUCAGGAGCAGCAUAGCCCAGACAAACAUUUGCACUACAGCCACAGGCAGUCUUGUCUCGUGUGCUGCUCUCUAACUUCCCGUGUCUCUCCUGUCUCCUCAGUCCAACGCCACUCCCACCCCCCCUCUCCCCUCCCUCACCAACGCCACUCCCCCGUGCCCCAGCGACACUCCCCCAUCCCCCAACGCCACUCCCCCAUCCCCCAACGCCACUCCCCCGUCCCUCCUCAGCACCACUCCCCCAUUGCCCAGUGCCGCUCCCCGGUGCUCCAGCCGCAGCACCUCUCCCCGGACAUGCACCGCCGCUCGCCGCUGCUGGACGUCAACGAUGGGCCUGCCUCGUACUCCUGCCGGCCAGCCAGCCACCAUCUGAGGGCCAGCUUCCAGGGCCGACGGAGCUACUCCGAGGUGGCCGACCCCUCGGCCUACCAGCGGCCACCGCGCUUCAGCCUGGACCCCGUGUCCACCCUGCCCAAACCCCGGCCCUACAGGGACUCCGGCUACUCAAAGCAGCAUGAGCAUGGAGGCUCCCAGCAUGGAGGGUCACCCCACAGAGGAGGCCAGCUCCGAGCUUCCCAGUCUGGGCUAGAGAGGGCAGGGAGUGAGGUGGGCCUCCACGAAAGUUCCUGCCACUCUCGAGAGCUGCCCUUCCCCCUGUCCGAGGUCUCUCCCAGGUCUCACCUGCACUUUGAACCCCUGCCUCCCCCCACGCCUGCCCCCCAGCUUCCGCAGUCCUCCGAAGACGAGGAAGAGUGGACCUGUCCGCACCCCAUCAGCCCCCCACGGACGCUGGGCGUGCCCAACAAUGUGUCAGCUCAUGGGGUCAUGAAGGGGCCAGCGUCCUGCUCGGCCUUCCCCAUCCCAUCCAGACCCAACACUCUGACCUGCCACCCGCCAGGAUACCUGCACACAGACCACGCCCAGUCCUGGCCCUCCAUCAAUCUGUGGAUGGAGACAGAAGAGAGUGACAUGAGGAGCUGCCCUCUGUGCCAGCUGAUCUUUCCCAUGGGUUACCCUGAUGACGCCCUAAUCAAGCACAUCGACUCGCACCUGGAGAACAGCAAGAUCUGAUCGCCACGGCAACACUGCACCCUCUUUUUAGUUGCCACAAUUCUUUACUUACAUUGUGGAGUGAUUUUAGGUUUGGUUUUAUAGCUGGGUGCCUUUUUGUUUGACAAGACAAGAGGGCUUAUUGUGUGUUUAGUAGUCCAUGUAUGGGACUAGGUUUAGGGAAUGACAAGGCUGGCUUCGAGGUUCAUGACAGACAAUGUCCUGAGGGUUCCAGGCAACUUGCAGUCCAUUUGUUUUUAUAUCUUACACCUUACCACUACUACUUGCUGUAAAGUGUCCUGCUUUAGUUUGACUCUCUACCGAUGUACAGUAUAAGGCUUGUGAAAUACAGACCAACCACAAUUAAUUCCUGGAAUUAUCUGGGGGGCCAGAUGGAUAUAUCCAGUUUGUUUGAUCUUCAGGGAUUGACAAUGUGCGGUCAGAGGUCAGAGUUAUUUUUUUUAACCUUUAUUUAACUAGGCAAGUCAGUUAAGAACAAAUUCUUAUUUUCAAUGACGGCC